AUGCAGUUGAGCGGUACCCUUUACACGUAUUACGAAGAAGAUAGAUUGACAGCAUUCGAAUCGGGUGAUGCCAGCUCUCCCAACUCAGUUGUCUUUAUUGGUGGCCUCAGUGACGGCUACAACGCGGUUCCCUUUCUCGAGCCUUUAACGACAUCGUUAAAAGAGAUAGGCUGGAGUCUAAUCCAAGUACAAUUAUCAUCCAGCUACACUGGUUUUGGUUUUUCAAGCUUGCAAAAAGACAGUGAUGAGCUCGAUCAUUUGGUCAAAUACCUCAAGGAUACACGCAAGAAACAAAAGAUCGUGUUUUUGGGUCAUUCAACAGGCUCGCAAGAUUGCUACUGGCAUAACAAGAAUGGCAAAAUGAAUAGCUCAGUCCUUGGAUAUAUCCUACAGGCACCUGUAUCUGACCGUGAAUGUGGCUACAAGGUCGAGCCCAGCUUUGGAGAGCAGGUAGAAUUGGCUACCAAGAUGAGAAAGGAAGGCAAUGGAGGUGAAUUCUUGCCACGAAAAUACUGGGACUCGCCCAUGACAGCAGAUCGACUUUAUUCGCUUGGUGCAUUUGGAGGAGAUGAUGACGUCUUUUCUACCGAUUUACCAGAUGAAAUGAUUGAAAAGUUGUACAAGGAUGUGGAACGACCCAUGGCCAUGUUGCAUAGCAAGGACGAUGAAUGUUACGCUAGCUCACUGGAUCCAAUGGAAGUCAUGAAACGAUACCAGAGUUUUUGCCCUGCCAUCAAGAAAUUGGGUCUUCUUGAUAAUGGUGGACAUUCAGUUACCACGAAGGAAGGUCAAGAGCAAUUAUGCGAAUUUGUAUUAGAAUUCAUUCACGAGAUUGAGAACAAUUAG
This is a messenger RNA of Lichtheimia ornata, 846 nucleotides long. RefSeq lists its product as uncharacterized. Lineage: Eukaryota; Fungi; Mucoromycota; Mucoromycetes; Mucorales; Lichtheimiaceae. The transcript is spliced from 3 exons. The record is from RefSeq and is a predicted model, not a curated record. The coding region runs from base 1 to 846 and encodes 281 amino acids.